Molecule: messenger RNA, 1727 nt
Organism: Arachis duranensis
Lineage: Eukaryota; Viridiplantae; Streptophyta; Magnoliopsida; Fabales; Fabaceae
Product: 1-acyl-sn-glycerol-3-phosphate acyltransferase-like
Exons: 5
Coding region: 277-1251 (324 amino acids)
Biological process (GO): phosphatidic acid biosynthetic process
Cellular component (GO): membrane; endoplasmic reticulum
Molecular function (GO): 1-acylglycerol-3-phosphate O-acyltransferase activity
Source: RefSeq, a predicted model, not a curated record
UGAUUCAUCAUCUCAUCUCAGUUAUGAGACACACACAAAUUUCAGUUUCCUUGAUAGCGUUAUACUAUACGUUUUAUUUUCUUGACACACUUUUUCUGUUCACAACAAACACUUUGAAUUGAAAGAGAAUGGCUUGUGCUGGCUUUGCUUCAUGUUUUCCCUUCUGAGCUUUUCUCUCUGCUGCAGCUUUUGGGAUUAGAGAGAAGGAAGUGAACUUAUUUAUUUACUUGGUGGAUUCAAUUAGUACCAAAAUUUUCAGAGAUUUUUUUUUUUGUGAUGGAAAGUAGUGGUGGUGGUGCCCUUUUGAGGAAUAGAAGGUUGGAGAGCUUCUUAGAUACAAGCUCUGGUCUAAGAGUGGAAGAAGCUCAAAAAAUUUUGGUUAAAGAAAAACCGGAACUCUGGCUUAAGAAGGAUGUAUAUAUGGAUGACAACGGGUGGGUUUCGUCAAUCAUUUCUUGGAUCAGGAUUGUGACAUGUUUUGUGUCUAUGAUGGUCACAACAUUCAUAUGGGCAUUGAUCAUGGUUGUGCUUAUACCAUGGCCUUACGAGAGGAUUCGGCAAGGCAAUAUUUAUGGCCAUGUCACUGGUAGAAUGCUGAUGUGGAUUCUUGGUAAUCCUAUAAAGAUUGAAGGUGCUGAGUACAAUAACGAAAGGGCGAUUUAUAUCAGUAACCAUGCUUCCCCAAUUGACAUUUUUCUUAUAAUGUGGUUGACUCCUACAGGCACUGUUGGUAUUGCCAAGAAAGAGAUAGUAUGGUAUCCUCUAUUUGGGCAACUUUAUGUUUUGGCCAAUCAUCUUCGAAUAGACCGAUCCAAUCCAACCUCAGCUAUUGAGUCCAUGAAAGAGGUAAGUAUUAUUUACCCUGCAUCAUUUUCCCCACAUUUAUAUAAGGUUUCAAUUUCGAAUCGUUGCGAUUUUCAGGCGGCUCGUGCAGUUGUAAGAAACAAUCUGUCCCUAAUAAUCUUUCCGGAGGGUACCAGGUCGAAGAAUGGACGACUACUUCCUUUCAAAAAAGGUUUUGUCCAUUUGGCCCUACAAACGCGCCUUCCUAUCGUUCCGAUGGUCCUCACCGGUACUCAUCAGGCGUGGAGGAAAGGCAGUUUACAUGUCCGACCGACACCUCUCGCCGUCAAGUAUCUUCCUCCGAUAAGCACCGAAAAUUGGAAGGCCGAGAAGAUCGAUGACUAUGUCAAAAUGGUUCAUGACUUGUAUGCUGCACAACUUCCUGAGACUCAGAGGCCUUUGGCCUAAAAAGGUUCAUAGUCAUAGUCCACACCAAAUCUAGAAAUGAUUGCAUGUUUCUAAAGAAGAUUUAUUGCGCGCUCUAGUAAUAUUUACACUCACUUAUUUUUCGUCUAAAAUAGUUUAGAGUUAAACAAAGUAUUUAGAAUAAGCGAGUGUAAAUGUUACUAGAGCACGCAUUAAAUAUUAUGUAAGAACAUACAAAUAUUUCUCGCAUAAAUUCUUAGGUGAGGUACCUCUUUUCAUAAAAGCAUGAGUGUGUUCCUCUAAAUUAUAAGAAGUUAUAAUAUAUAGUUAUAAUAUCUUUUACAAUAAGCUUAGAUAGAAAUCCUUAAUCUUAGGAUUCAUCUUCACAUGUAAAUUAAUUAAAUGUUUUUGAGCAAUUUGGUCAAUGUGUUGAUUCUUGUAUAUUGUAUAACGCUUGUUCAACCAGAUUCCAUAUGUUCAAAUCAUGCAAUACAAGAUUCAUCUCCCUUAUGAGUGUA